UGCCGAGGGUUGGGGCUGCUCCUUGGUGUGCUGUUGGUGGCAGGUGGGCUGCGGUCAAGGUCCCUGUGGGCCUGGCUUCCGUCUUUAGAAGGGAAGGCUGUGAUUGCUUUUAUGGAGUGGAGUGUGCUAGCAGCUCAUUCCCUUCCUGCUCUGGAGGGGGUAAGGCCCCUUCCUCUAGCCUUGCAGCCUUUAGCGUGUAAAAGAGAAGGCAGAGCCUGUGGAAGGCAACGGAUAGGUGAACCGUGGUGUUGACGCUGGAGGAGAGUUGACGCUGCAGCUGUUGACCUGCAGGGCAGACCACCUCUGUUGUCUUGGAAUGUGACCUCAGGACAGGCACAACUUAACGUAUUUGAAUUUUGUUUAUUGUGCAGUGUUUGUUCUUUGCUGCUGGAGGAAGAUGGUGGAUUGACCCAAGAAACUGAAGUUGUUGAAUAUCCACCAGUCAUGGAUAAGGGCAAUUAUAUCUGUUGGGCAUCACACACCUGUAAGAUUAUGUAGCAACUAGGGUUAAUUAGCAAACGGAGGCAGCCAUUUGGUGUUUGAAACACCUGCUGAGCUAGUCGCCCAGGGACUGUGGGUGGAUUUGUGAGUUUUUUGGACAGUUGUACAGUUGAAAGAGAACUGAUAGGAGUUUUAUAACAACUUUACAAAGCUCGUUCUAAGACUCCCAUUAGAGCUUACUUUUCAAACUAUUACUGAUACUUAUUUUUAUGAAUCAAGUCCUGGAAAAGACACAGUAACUGGAUGAAAUAGUAGUCACAAAAAUAGAAAACUUCUCAAAUGCUACCCCUGUGGUAGAGUCUCCUAAUUUUAUUGUAGUAGGUGUUCUCAGGUCUAAGUUUUGUAGUUUGCAAAUAUAUUCAUUACCAGACCUUUAGAUUCUCAUCAAGUUAGUGUGUAUUUUGUUACUUUUUUGAACAGCAAAAUAAUUCCACUUAAAAAUUUUGUAGCAAGAAAUAGACUCUCAAUUUACUUGAGAUUAGUGCUUCUUUAAUGAUAAAAAUCAUUUUACCAUGUUAGAAGACACCUUUUCAGAAGAAGAUAUCUGGGGAUACAAAUCCAAAAGAAAACCAAAAUCAGUCCCUGCAAAUAAUUGCUGUGAGAGUAUUCCAAAAUCUGUCAAGAAAGCAACAGAUGGAAAGGAUCGGUCAAAACAAAAGAGAAAGAAAAGGACUGUGGGAGCUAAAGAGAAGGUGAAGGACCCUGAAAUGUGCCUUGGGGAAACAAACAGUCAGGUUUCUGUCGGUUCCAGUCAGAAUUCCAGCUGUGAAGAUGGUAUCCAGCAGUCCCAAGGCAAGGAGCCCACCCCAGGAAAGCACAGUAGGACCAGCAAAAACAAACAAGUGUCUCCAAAGAUACGUCCAGUGUACGAUGGACACUGCCCCAACUGCCAGCUGCCUUUUUCCUCGUUACUAGGUCAGACACCUCGAUGGCAUGUGUUUGAGUGUUUGGAUUCUCCAUCAGUCUCUAAAACAGAGUGUCCUGAUGGCCUUCUGUGUACCUCAACAAUUCCUUCUCAUUAUAGGAGAUACACUCACCUCCUGCUAGCUCACAGUAGGGCUGGUAGCAGUCCUUUUCCGAGCCCAUCACAGGGGUCAGGUGGCAGUUUCACUGAGACUAAUUCAGGCUUUCUCUGUAACUGGGAGGAAGGAUGGUCUCCAUAUCAAAAACAAACUGAGAAUGUAAAAGUUUCAGUUGAUCCCUUGUUGGUGCCAGAGUGUCUUAAAAAAUCUCAGUCUCCAGCUGAAACCAAGAAAAAGACUUCCUCUUCAGCAAAUCCCCAGACGUCCCAACGAGCUCUACAAUUCACACAGUGUGUUAGAAACGACAAACUGGUAGGAGUUGGUUCACCUCUUGCUGAAGAAUUAGACGGCCAGCACACAGCACACACACAUUUGCCGUUGCCAGAAAAUGACUUUAGCAGCUGUGACAUUUCCUACUCUCCACUUCAAAGUGAUGAAGAAACUUAUGGUAUGGAUGAAAAGCUGGACGAUUCACAACAGGCACUAUAUUUUACACAAAGCACUGAAGGGGGCAGCCUAGAGGAAGGUGACCACAGCUGUGCUUUGUUGAGAAACUUCCACUGUCCCUUACUGAGGGAUCAGGAGGAGAGCGGCCCUGGAGUGCAUGGCAUCUUAACCCAAGAUAAAUACAAUGAAGAAUUGUAUAAAUACAACACGCUGGACAAUUCGUCUCAACUUUUCCAAAAGCAGAGUAUUAUUUGGAGUCACACUCCAGCGUGUACUGAUGAUGAUUUCUUCUUGUUUCCGCCUGCGUUAGCCGCGGGGCUUGCUGCUGCGAGUUUUCAAGCCCCUAAAGCAAAACCUGAUGAGCCAGAACUUCACUCAUCUCCGUCAAAUAAACAGAAGCAGAUCCUUGAAGAAUCAGCUGUUUACAAUCAAAUUUCACUCCCAUUACUUAAGAGUAAAAUGCCAAAACCUUUGGAAAGCCAGGGAGGAAGGUGUCUUUCUUUCCAUCCCACCCAAAGUCAAAUUAGAGAAUUAUCAAGUAAGAAUCUCAGUGCUAAGAAUAAUACUAACUCAGCAUGUUUCUGCAGAAAGGCAUUCGGUGGUAUGCUAGACAGUCAAGUAGAUGUUUUAAAUUCAGGGACAUUUUCUAGUACACCUACUGCUGCCAAGUCUUUGAAAAUGUUGCCAUUUAGUCCUCAGUGCAGUGCAACAGACCCUUCUACCAAGGUAAUGAAGCAAAUGGAUAUAGGUGUGUAUUUUGGUCUACCACCUAAAAGACAAGAAGAGAAAUUAACGGAGGAAAGUGCAAUAGAAGGGAUGGACUUCAAGCCACUUGUAAGUCCUAAUAAAAAGAGGGCGGGGCAGUGCAAGAGGAAAGCAGAAAAAUCUUUAAGUGAUUUAGAAUUUGAUGCAAAGAAUUUAAAUGAGAAGUGGCAAUCUGUGGAACUUUCUAGUCUGAAAGCACAGCAUCAAAGAAAGAGGCUGAGAAAGUCAGACUCACUACAGGAGCAAACACAGCAGAAGAGGUCAGAUUACAGUAUUAACAAGAUAAAAGCUGGAGCAGGCAAUUUAAGUCAAGAACAAGUUUUCAUAAAGUCAGCUAAUGGCAGGCUGCAGAGAGGCAACCCGAAAAUCCCACAGAUAGCUCAUGCAGAAGAAUUAAGAAAAAGGACUUGUCCAUUCUAUAAGAAAAUACCUGGAACCGGCUUUACGGUGGAUGCCUUUCAGUACGGAGCCAUUGAAGGUUGCACAGCCUACUUUCUCACCCAUUUUCAUUCUGAUCAUUAUGCCGGACUGUCUAAAAACUUCACAUUUCCAGUUUAUUGUAGUGAGAUAACCGGCAAUUUGUUGAAGAGCAAACUUCGAGUGGAAGAACAGUAUAUCCAUCCAUUACCAAUGGACACCGAAUGUAUGGUGAAUGGUAUCAAAGUUACUUUGCUUGAUGCCAAUCACUGUCCAGGUGCCGUCAUGAUCCUUUGUUACCUUCCUAACGGUAACGUCAUCCUCCACACCGGCGACUUCCGAGCAGACCCCUCCAUGGAGCGCUCUCUCCUUGCCGGCCGGACAGUCCACACGCUGUAUUUAGAUACCACAUACUGCAGCCCAGAAUACUGCUUUCCGUCUCAACAGGAGGUUAUCCAGUUUGCCAUCAGCACUGCCUUUGAGGCCGUAACUGUAAACCCGUGGACUCUUGUCGUCUGUGGCACUUACUCCAUUGGAAAAGAGAAAGUCUUCCUAGCCAUUGCUGAAGUUUUAGGUUCAAAAGUAGGCAUGUCUCGAGAAAAAUACAAAACACUACAGUGCCUCAAUAUACCAGAAAUGAAUUCCUUCAUCACCACAGACAUGUGCAGUGCUCUCGUUCACCUUCUCCCGAUGAUGCAAAUUAAUUUUAAGGGUUUACAGCGUCAUUUGAAGAUGUGUGAUGGGAGAUAUGAUCAGAUUUUGGCUUUUCGACCUACAGGAUGGACACAUUCUAAUAAAUUAACGAGUAUGACAGAUGUUGUACCCCAGACCAAAGGAAAGAUCUCAAUAUAUGGGAUUCCUUAUAGUGAACACAGCAGCUACCUAGAAAUGAAACGUUUUGUUCAGUGGCUGAAGCCCCAGAAAAUCAUACCUACCGUGAAUGUUGGCAGCUUAAAAUCUAGGAGCACAAUGGAGAAAUAUUUUAAAGAAUGGAAAUUGGAAGCCGGAUAUUGACGUUCCCUCAAAGGACUCGGGAGUAGUUAAGUAACUUAGGUAUAGCUUGUUAAUAGUUAAAUAUUUAAUGAUAGGAGAUACACCUCAUGUGAAAAACCUCAUGAAGGUCACUCAUGUAGCUUAUUUGAUUGUUUACAUUUGAACAGCAUGUUCAUGGUGCCUAGCGCCUCUCAGCACCGUCAGGGGUAACUGAGGCUGGCCUCCCUGGCACCCUCGACUCUUGCUUGCCCUUUUCAGUGGGGGCAGUUAUACUCUGCAUCCAGACUUAACCAAGGAAAUAAAGGCAGGUUCAGGGACCAAAGGGGGUCAUUGUAAUGGAUAAUUAGAUUGGAAACAUUAUAUAUAAAUAAUUAUGUAUCUUUAAAGUUAUUUAAUAUGGGGCAUAUUUGUAUGAGCUAAAGCUUUUAUAUAUGGAUAUGUAAAAAUAAAAAGUUCUAAACUUGCUAUAUAGUGUCUUGGUUUUUAGGAUUUAUAACUGCCUUUCAUGCGAUUUUAUAAAAUUCCAGUAGAAGUAAUUCAACAUUUUAUUCUGAAGAAGAUGAUUCAAAGAGCCAAGAUAAUCACCCAGUAAAAGACGGAGGAAAGUUUCCCUGAAUGAUGUUUAUCUGAACUGUUUACUGAAGAUACCAGAUAACUAAAAUUUUACACUGUGGUGUUUUUUAAAGUAAGAUUAUAUAAUUUUUUAAUGAAUCUUUAUCUCUCCAGCACAGAUUAAAUAACUGAUUCAAAAUGAAAGUUUUAGGCUAAUGCAUGUUAAAAAUGUUUUUAUUGGGUUUAACUGUGAAAAUGGCUAACAUAAUGAAUAUAUGUGUAUGUGUGGAUUUGAAUGCUUACGUUACCUCUAUUUGUGGCAUUAACUUGGGGAGUUCUCAGGAAUUUUUCCAUGGGCAAUUAUUUUCAGUAAUGAUUGCAGGCACCAGAAGGACGGAAUUCUCCAUGAACUUUGUUUUCAUGAGCUUGGAUUUGACUUUAUUGUGGAGGUCAGGGUCGUAGGGGUCACAUUCAGGGGAGGAAAGGUUUUCAGGGGCACAGCGGUAAUGAAUUCAGUUUAACUAUGUUCCCAGUUAACUUCAGUAAUAUAUUUAACAUAUUUUAAUUUGUUUGGACGUGGUGCCUUAAGUGGUGCUGUUUGUGUUCAAAGAUGCUUAUGUACUGAAUGAAGGCUGAGGCUGCCCGUAACUAACAGGCCCGGAUUAUCAAAGGGAAACAUUCAAAAUCAUUACCAACGAAUGAAUAAAAAUUCAAGGGAAAAAACUGU
Messenger RNA from Artibeus jamaicensis (Jamaican fruit-eating bat), 5424 nucleotides. RefSeq names its product DNA cross-link repair 1A (gene DCLRE1A). The coding region runs from base 1014 to 4166 and encodes 1050 amino acids. The record is from RefSeq and is a predicted model, not a curated record. Gene Ontology annotation, molecular function: damaged DNA binding; 5'-3' DNA exonuclease activity. Gene Ontology annotation, biological process: interstrand cross-link repair; double-strand break repair via nonhomologous end joining; protection from non-homologous end joining at telomere. The transcript is spliced from 9 exons. Lineage: Eukaryota; Metazoa; Chordata; Mammalia; Chiroptera; Phyllostomidae.